Molecule: messenger RNA, 723 nt
Organism: Rhododendron vialii
Lineage: Eukaryota; Viridiplantae; Streptophyta; Magnoliopsida; Ericales; Ericaceae
Product: protein FAR1-RELATED SEQUENCE 3-like
Exons: 2
Coding region: 1-723 (240 amino acids)
Source: RefSeq, a predicted model, not a curated record
AUGCCUUCACUUCAAAAAGGGAUCCUUAUUUUACUCACAGGUUUAAUGGAUGACCCAAAUUAUGAAAAUGAGAGUGAAGAAGCUACUUUAAUGAAAACUUUCAAUGAUUGCAGUGGAGAACUCAAAGUGGGAAUGAAAGUUUUUUCGAAAGAUGAAGCUUACAACCUCUACAAUGAGUAUGCCUUGAGAAAGAGUUUUAGCAUUUGUAGAGGAAACAAGUGUCCAGAUUUGAAUGGAAUCUUACAACAAUGUGAAUACUUGUGCUCAAAAGCUGGGUAUUGCAAAAUUGGGAGUAUUGGUGAAGUGAAAGAAUUUAAUCAUUUGGAGACAAGAACGGAUUGUAGGGCUAGAAUUCGAUUUACGAUUGAUAAUGGCAUUUGGACAAUUUCCCACUUGAAUGAUGAUCAUAAUCACAAGCUUGCAAGUUCAGAAGAGAGGCGAAAUUCAAGAUCCAAAAGGAAAGUGCUGAAAGCAUAUGGGGAUGUUAUCACCUCAAUGGUUGUGGCAAGUAUAAAACCAACACAAUCAUAUAAUUAUUUGUCUAAAGAAAUUGGGCCAGAUUAUGUUGGAUUUACUAAGGAGGAUUGUUAUAAUUAUUUGCAUGCGGAGAGGGAAAAUCUUAUUGAAGCAAGGGAUGGACAAAGUGUGAUCAAUUUUUUCAAGCGUAAGCAAGUUGAGGAUCCUAUGUUUUUCUACUCAAUUCAAGUGGAUGAAAAAAUGUGA